Pollicipes pollicipes is the source of this 2247-nucleotide messenger RNA. RefSeq names its product Cyclin B (gene CycB). NCBI's taxonomy places the organism in Eukaryota, Metazoa, Arthropoda, Thecostraca, Pollicipedomorpha, Pollicipedidae. The transcript has 7 exons. Gene Ontology annotation, molecular function: cyclin-dependent protein serine/threonine kinase regulator activity. The record is from RefSeq and is a predicted model, not a curated record. Bases 193 to 1395 code for a protein of 400 amino acids. Gene Ontology annotation, biological process: mitotic cell cycle phase transition.
UAAAUUUUAAACUCCAACAAUCGCUGUCUUGCCGCCCGUGCGAUGUCCUCGUGAUAUUUUAUUUUUGGGCGAGAAGAGUGGGAUUACGUUGAGACCACUCGCUUCCGACGAGACGACGACGUUUUUAGGCUGUGGAGAAGUGAAUAUUUUGAGAGAACGACAUUGAAAGACGAUUUUACUCGAGCACCCGAAAUGUCUCACGCACUGCGAUCAAACCCGGUGGGAAACAACAUCAUGAAUAGUGAGAAUCAGAUAAUGCCUAGAAAGGGCAUUGCUACCAGAAGUACGCACGGCCAACAAAGAGCUGUCCUCGGUGAAAUUGGUAAUAGGGUCAAGGGACUGUCUGUGAAUAAUGGCCUGAAGAAAGGAUCCAUUGCCGCUCAAAGCAGGAAACCUUUGGUCCGAUCAAAGGCCACCAGCUCCAUCAGGCAAGCACCUGAUGCUGCACCUCAACCUGAGCCCAGCAAGCCAUUCUCGGCAUCGGAGGAGAUUGAGAAGCUGAAUGCCUACUCCAGCAAGCUGCUGGAAGUGGAUGACAUCGAUGCUGAAGAUGCAGACAAUCCUCAGCUGGUCUCCGAUUAUAUUAAAGACAUCUAUCUGUAUCUGCGAUUUCUAGAGGAUAAGUUCCGGAUCAGCGAAAAUCAUCUGAGGAACAGUCAAAUUACCGGCAAGAUGCGCGAGAUCCUGGUCGAUUGGCUUGUCCAGGUCCACCUCAAAUUCAAGCUGCUUCAUGAGACCCUGUACCUGACAGUGGCCGUCAUCGACAGAUUUUUGCAGGUGGACACUUCCAUAUCGCCUAGCCAGCUGCAGAUGGUGGGCGUCACCGCCAUGUGGAUUGCCAGCAAGUACGAGGAGAUCUACGCGCCCGAGGUCAACGACUUUGUCGUGAUUGCCGACAAGUCGUUCGACACGGAGCAGAUGCGCCAGAUGGAGCGUCAGAUCCUGACGGCGCUGCGCUUCGACUUGGGCCGGCCGCUGCCGCUGCACUUCCUGCGCCGCAACAGCAAGGCCGGCUUCGUCGACAACCGGCAGCACACGCUGGCCAAGUACCUGAUGGAGCUCAGUCUGCAGGACUACGGCCUGGCGCACUGCAAGGUCUCGCAGCUGGCGGCCGCGGCGCUCUGCCUCUCGCUCAAGGUGCUGCAGGACGACGACACGGAGGGCUGGACCCAGACGCUGGCCCACUACUCGUACUACGACGAGAGCCGGCUGCGCCCGACCAUGUGCCGGCUGGCCGACUUGGUGCUCAAGGCCAACGACAAGCUGGCGGACAGCCGUGCCAAGCGCGUGGCCGUGGCGCGGAAGUACGCCAACAAGAAGUUCCUGUGUAUCAGCGCGCUACCCGAGCUAUCCGGACCGGUGAUCACGGAGCUGGCGGCCGAGGCGCCGCUCUGAGUGAGCCGUCGAGGCGAGCCGCGCUGCCCGAGCUGCCCGGACCGGUGAUCACGGGGCUGGGGAUAGAGCCGUCGCUCCGGGGGAGUCGUCGAGACGAGCCACGCUGCCCGAGCUGCCCGGACCGGUGAUCACGGGGCUGGGGAUCGAGGCGCCGCUCCGAACCAGCCGUCGAGUCUAGCUGCGUCGCGCCACCCUGCCCGCUGUCGCUCUGUCUGCUUCUACUGCUGCCGGCGCCACCUCGGUGCAGUCUUUGAACCUUUGUGAUGAGCCGUUUUAAUUUUUGGCAACCUUUUGCGCCCGACCCGCUUCACAGGCAUUGCUACCCUUGGAGGAUUUUAAGAGAUUGUCACACUUUUAGAGAUUAUUUGGAAUACUCGCCGUAUGUGGGUGCUUGUCCCCGAUGUGGUGGUCGGUUUGGCCCCGUUUUCGCCCUGUCUUCCGUGUUGUCGCUGUGUCCUGGCGCCGCCAGAGGCGACAAGAGCGCAGAAGCCGCUUGUUUUAUGACGUCGCGGCGGUGUGGCGCCCUCUCGCUCGCUGACAGCUCAAUAAAUGUUGGCUAGGCCUCUUCUUCUUUCCUUUUAGUUAGUUUGCUCACCUGUGUGACAAAGCAGCGCGCGAAACGGCGGCGGCUGUCGGGGGCGCCGUUUCGCCAGUGGAAAGCUGAUCCGACAGCGGUAAGGAGCAAGCAGUGCUUCUUUUGAUCGAUCGAUUCCACUUUCGAGGUUCCGACUGCGGUAGCGCGAUGUUUCCGCUACAGUUUUUUAGUGUUCUGUCGGCUUCCUUCAUGCUGCAUGUUACCAAUAAUGCUGUAUAUAUGCCCAGAGCCAAGCGAAAUAAACGUAGUAGACGACU